This is a messenger RNA of Myotis lucifugus (little brown bat), 1782 nucleotides long. It is a transcript of the gene BCKDHB, whose product is annotated as branched chain keto acid dehydrogenase E1 subunit beta. Gene Ontology annotation, biological process: response to nutrient; branched-chain amino acid catabolic process. The transcript is spliced from 10 exons. The record is from RefSeq and is a predicted model, not a curated record. Lineage: Eukaryota; Metazoa; Chordata; Mammalia; Chiroptera; Vespertilionidae. Gene Ontology annotation, molecular function: catalytic activity. Bases 32 to 1102 code for a protein of 356 amino acids.
CGCAGCUCGCAAAACCCGGCGGCGUGCGGGGAUGGCUGCCGUAGCGGCGAGUGCGGGCCGCCUGUGGAGGCUGCGUGCGGCCCGGGCCGAGGGACACUGGCGUCGGCUGUGUGGUGCGGGGCCGCUGCGGGGCUUCCUGCAGCCCGCCUCGGCCGGCGGGGACGCGGCCCCGAGGCGGCAGGUGGCUCACUUCACCUUCCAGCCCGACCCGGAGCCCCAGGAGUACGGACAAACUCAGAAAAUGAACCUUUUCCAGGCAAUAACAAGUGCUUUGGAUAACUCAUUGGCCAAAGAUCCUACUGCAGUAAUAUUUGGUGAAGAUGUUGCCUUUGGUGGAGUCUUUAGAUGUACCGUUGGCUUGCGAGACAAGUAUGGAAAAGAUAGAGUUUUUAAUACCCCAUUGUGUGAACAAGGAAUUGUUGGAUUUGGGAUUGGAAUUGCAGUCACUGGUGCUACUGCCAUUGCAGAAAUUCAGUUUGCAGAUUAUAUUUACCCAGCUUUUGAUCAGAUUGUUAAUGAAGCCGCCAAGUAUCGAUACCGCUCUGGGGAUCUUUUUAAUUGUGGAAGCCUCACCAUCCGUUCCCCUUGGGGCUGUGUUGGCCAUGGGGCUCUCUACCAUUCUCAGAGUCCUGAAGCUUUUUUUGCCCACUGCCCAGGAAUUAAGGUGGUUGUACCCAGAAGCCCUUUCCAGGCCAAGGGACUUCUUUUGUCAUGCAUAGAGGAUAAAAAUCCUUGUAUAUUUUUUGAACCUAAAAUACUUUACAGGGCAGCAGUGGAACAAGUUCCUGUGGAACCAUACAACAUCCCCCUGUCCCAGGCCGAGGUCAUACAAGAAGGGAGUGAUGUUACUCUAGUUGCCUGGGGCACUCAGGUUCAUGUGAUCCGAGAGGUGGCUUCCAUGGCUCAAGAAAAGCUUGGAGUGUCUUGUGAAGUCAUUGAUCUGAGGACUAUACUACCUUGGGAUGUGGAUACAGUUUGCAAGUCUGUGAUCAAAACAGGGCGACUGCUAAUCAGUCACGAAGCUCCCUUGACGGGCGGCUUUGCGUCGGAGAUCAGCUCUACAGUUCAGUUUUUCAACUUACGGCAGAUGUCAUUUCCAUAAUACAAGGAGCUCCGUAUCAACAUCUUAAGAUUGUUCAUGCCUGUUGCCUGUUUUUCAUAAAGCCAUUUAUUAUUUUAAAAAAUGUUAUUGUUAACAUUCUAAGUUUGAAGGUAUGUUAAACUCACAAGUGAUCAGGAGAUUACUUUAUAUUGAAUAUAAAAAUAUUUUUAUUUAUAUUUAUCAGUAGUUUCUUUAUAAAAUAUGUGCUUACAAAAAUCAAAGCUAAUACAUUGAAUCUACAAACUGCUUUACAUUCCUACUAGAUUUAAUUUGGAAGUCAACUGGAAGCAGAAUAAGCUGAGGUCUGGUAUAUUUGGCUGCCCUCAAGGGGAGAUUUCUUGGUCGGUCAUCCAAAGCUUCACUGUCUCUUCCCACCUAAUUUUACAUUCCCAUCUGUUCUCAUUUUGGGGUGAGGGAAUGUUUUCCUUCUUACAUUUGACCCACACACAAAACUUGGAGAUGUGCUUCUUUUAGGGAGUUAUGCAUUCCCAUUGUGCACCCUGAUCUGUGGAAAAGUGCAAAGACAAGAGUUUAGGCAAUUCACUGACCUUGGUGUAUAGUUUGAGCAAAUAUUUCAUUGUUUCAGAAAAGUAUCUGAAUUAAUUUUAUGUGGUGUUUGUAUUCUUCAGCUUUAUGUAACCACGGCUGUAAAAAAUAAAAAUCUUUAUUGUGCUAAAAAA